AUGGCUUCAGAAAUGCAUCAAUUAACACCAGCAGGACGUAUUAAAAAACCAUCUUAUUCUACAAUUGCUAAAUGGGUUAUGGACUCAUGGAAUGAUGUUGAUACUGUUUUAAUUUGCAAAUCAUUCAAAUGUUGUGGAAUAUCAGUAGCUAGAGAUGGAAAUGAAGUAGAAAUUAGUGAGUCAGAUAAUGAACUUGAAAGUGAUUUGCCAUUAGAAUAUUUAGAGUUUAAUGGAUAUGAUGAAGAAUUACCAAAUUAUGAAAAUAAUAUUGAAGUUGAAGCAAAAAACCUUUUACAAAUUUUAAACAUAAAUGAACUGGAAGUUCAGGAGUAUCUAAGCGAUAGGAAUAUAAUAGUGGAACAAGAAAAAGAAGUACUAAGCCAAUCAGAAGACCAACCUCAUCAAGUUAAACAGGAACUUUCAUCACCAUAUGCAUUAUACACAAGUCAAGAAAGAUCACCAACCGAAUUCUUAAAUAAUGUCAUUGGUAGACCCGUACUUGUUAAAUUGAAUUCGGGUGUUGAUUAUCGAGGAAUUCUGUCUUGUUUGGAUGGUUACAUGAAUAUUGCUCUUGAGCAAACUGAAGAAUGGGUUAAUGGUCAGCUUAAGAACAAAUAUGGUGAUGCUUUCAUUCGUGGAAACAAUGGUAUAAAAUCAAUUCUUUGA
Funneliformis caledonium is the source of this 666-nucleotide messenger RNA. NCBI's taxonomy places the organism in Eukaryota, Fungi, Glomeromycota, Glomeromycetes, Glomerales, Glomeraceae. The record is from the annotation of a GenBank genome assembly.